This is a messenger RNA of Pimephales promelas (fathead minnow), 3052 nucleotides long. RefSeq names its product EBF transcription factor 2 (gene ebf2). The record is from RefSeq and is a predicted model, not a curated record. NCBI's taxonomy places the organism in Eukaryota, Metazoa, Chordata, Actinopteri, Cypriniformes, Leuciscidae. Gene Ontology annotation, biological process: regulation of DNA-templated transcription. Gene Ontology annotation, molecular function: DNA-binding transcription factor activity; DNA binding.
UCAUCACAGUCUUAUGGUUUUAAACGGGCUCCAUCCCCAUCCUCAUCCUCACCAAUUACAGGGUACAGAGCUGAACACGGUACCUCUUCAGAGCAUCUCGUGGAUGUUUUAACUCGUACCCUGAGUGGGUUUAUCCGUAGCAGCACAUCUGCAGACAUUGUUUGGGAAGUGAAUGUUCUUCUCGUAGAACAGGUGAGCGAGUGGACGACUUUGAAUGGGUCUCGAAAAAGGAUAAACCUACAAAUAAAGUUUCCAAAAAAGAAAAAAGACCCACGGAGGACAUCACGGGCAAUCUCGGAGAAUCUCGGUGUUCCAAAAAAAUCCUUCAAUUGAGUCAUCAGGAGAAUCUUCCGAUUAUUUUUAUUGUUUGCUGUAGCUAAGCAAGUGCUUCUGCAGUUUUGCAGAAGAGGGUUACCUUGUCAUUCCAAUUUUGUGGUAAAUGUUUGGGAGUCAAGAUCACUCGACAAGAACCAUCACCGAAUUGAAAGUGACAACUUUUGAAGAAGAAAUGGAUUCUGUUCGUUCUUGGGUGCGGAAUGUCGGAGUUAUUGAUUCAAACAUAGCGGCACAGAGUGGAGUGGCCGUAUCCCGUGCUCACUUUGAAAAACAGCCUCCCUCCAAUCUCAGAAAGUCCAACUUCUUCCAUUUUGUUCUGGCACUCUAUGAUCGCAGUGGGCAGCCUGUGGAAGUGGAGAGGACUGCAUUUGUGGACUUUGUGGAGCAGGACAAGGAGCAGACGGGAGAAAAGACCAACAAUGGGACUCACUACAAACUCCAGCUUCUCUAUAGUAAUGGUGUUCGCACAGAACAAGACCUUUAUGCACGUCUCAUUGAUUCGGUCACUAAACAGCCCAUCUCAUAUGAAGGACAGAACAAGAAUCCAGAAAUGUGUCGUGUUCUGCUAACUCAUGAGGUCAUGUGCAGUCGCUGCUGCGAGAAAAAAAGCUGCGGAAAUCGCAACGAGACACCAUCCGAUCCUGUCAUCAUUGACAGAUUUUUCUUGAAGUUUUUCCUGAAGUGCAAUCAAAACUGUCUGAAAACCGCAGGGAACCCCCGAGACAUGAGGAGAUUUCAGGUGGUUCUGUCCACGACGGUCAACGUGGAUGGUCCCGUACUAGCCAUUUCUGAUAAUAUGUUUGUGCACAACAACUCCAAACACGGACGUCGCGCUCGCAGAAUGGAUUCAAAUGAGACGAUGGAGACUAGCAUGGAAUACGCUACUCCCUGUAUCAAAGCCAUCAGUCCCAGUGAAGGUUGGACUACAGGCGGGGCUAUGGUAAUUGUGAUUGGGGAAAACUUCUUUGACGGUCUGCAAGUGGUGUUCGGGAGCAUGUUAGUGUGGAGCGAGCUUAUCACUCCUCAUGCAAUCCGAGUUCAAACUCCUCCUCGACACAUCCCAGGGGUUGUAGAAGUUACGCUGUCCUACAAAUCUAAGCAGUUCUGUAAAGGAGCUCCAGGGCGCUUCAUUUAUACAGCACUGAACGAGCCAACUAUUGACUACGGCUUCCAGAGACUUCAAAAGCUGAUCCCUCGCCAUCCUGGUGAUCCCGACAGAUUGGCAAAGGAAAUGUUACUUAAAAGAGCAGCAGAUGUUGUUGAGUCACUCUAUGGAAAUUCCACCAGCAAUCAGGACAUGUUGCUGAAACGGGCUGCAGAUAUAGCCGAGGCUCUUUACAGCGUGCCUCGACCUCACAGUCAGCUGCAGGCCAUGCCGAGCUCCCCUGUCCACGGCAGUGUCAUGGGGCUCAACUCUUAUCCCACACAGCUGGGUGUAAGCAUUGGGGAACACGGGCAAACCAGUAGCCAAGGAUACAGUCGCAGUUUGUCUCCACGUGGCUACCCAUCAGCCUCGACCCCUCAGCAGUCAGGUUAUGGGUCCAACGGGGGCAUGAGUUACGGGGCAGUGCCCAUGAGCAGUCUGGGUGUUUCAGGGUCACCUGGCUUUAACAGUGCCUCCCCAAACAGCUCUCCUUAUGCUAUAAUGCCAUCUAGCCCCACUGUACCCGGCUCCAGUUCCUCAUCCUCCCUCUUGCCCUUCUCAUCUUUCCCAUCGUCUACCAAACAAAAAAGUGCCUUUGCUCCAGUCCUGAGACCGCAGGGUUCACCGUCACCCGUUUGCCAAACUUCAGGAGGCACCAGCUUUAGAGCAAUGACAGGCCUCGUGGUUCCUCCGAUGUAGAGGACGAGUCUCUUCCAGUCCUACGCUUUGCAGCCAGUGGCCAGAACUAAACCGACACCGAUGUUGUCUCCUUCAAGCCACACUGAACAACAGCUGUCAUGAGGAAGUAAAGACAACAAGGACGUAUUUAAAACACUUUUCGGGAACCUUCUUGAGAGAUAUCCACUCUAUGCACACGUUUUGCCUCUGAUUGUGAAGGGGUGGUGUUACUUAAAGGUUCUUCCAGCCACAAAAUGCCAAAAGAGCUAUAAUCUGAGAACACGAGACUACACAUUUCUAGCCGUGCGCUCUCAUCAGACACACCGGUCAGUAGACUUCCACCGCAGUAGAUGUCAGUACGGGAUGCCAAUUGUGUCAAAACUCAGUCUUUUUUUGAAUAUACUGAUAGAUACACAUCCCUAAGCUGAAAUUGUGUUUUUAAAAGUAUAUAUAUUUAUCAGGAUUUUCAUUUAGAGAAACUGAAAGUGUUUAUUUAGGUUUAGGUUUAUGAACUGAUUACCUCAUAUAUUGACUUAUUUAAUGACAAAAACUAUAUAAGUUAUAUUUUUUAGGUUAAGUACUAAUAUAAGGAACCAUGAUUGUAUUUGUUAUUAUUUGGUAUUGUUAUUUUGUGAACAUUUGAAUAGGUUGUCAUAUUAAAAUAGUGACUGUAGAUUUUUACAUGUAAAUGUUUUGUUGUUAAAUAUAUAGAUGAUAUUUUAAUUCUUUUCCAAUUUAUUUAUAAACAUGUUUUCACAUUUGUAUCCCUUUCAAAAUAUUUCUGACGUGCACUAAAAUAACAAAUUUACUCAUGGCAUUAUUUCUCUUCCACACGACCAGUCGCUCCUUUCUAUUUAUUCCUUUUAGUAAUCAUUAAAGAUUUUAUUUUUUCAA